AUGGUCUCGUCACGAAAGCUCGCCCUCCUCGCCGUAGCCCCGGCCGGCAUCCUCGGCCUCGCCGCGCCGCUCGCCCCCCGCGCCGUGGACUACAGCAAGUGGAAGCCCGGCGCCAGCUUCCAAAUCGUCCUCCACCACCCCGUCUUGGCCGAGACCACGGCCGACAUUGUCCCCGCCAACGCCGACGUCUGGGAUAUCGACCUGCAGCACGCAGUUGACUAUCCUAAUAUCAUUCCCACUCUCAAGUCGGCGGGAAAGAUUAUCAUGUGCUACUUCAACGGCGGCGCCCUCCAAGACUGGGACGAAGACCUAGACGCCUUCCCCUCCGCCCGCUACCUCAACAUCAAAGACGCCCGCGUCGUGACCCUCAUGAAAGCCCGCCUCGAGCACGCCGCCUCCAUCGGCUGCGACGCCGUCGACCCGGACAACAUUGACGCCUGGGCCGAAGACGGCGAGGCCGACCCGACGGGCUUCAACCUGCAGCCCUCGGAUUACGCCACCUACAUCUCCACCCUGGCGGCCCACGCGCACGCCCUCGACACUACCGCCGGCGCGGGGCGGAAACUCCUCCUGGGCCAGAAGAACGCGCCCACCAUUGCGCCGCAGCUCGCCUCGAUCGCGGACUUUGCCGUGCUGGAGACGUGUUUGGGGACGAGGACGUCGGACGAGGUGGAGCCGUUUUGCGCGGAUUUCCAGCCGUAUAUUGCGGCCGGCAAGCCUGUGUUCCAGAUCGAGUACCCGACGAGCGUGCGGGACGACGAUUCGAUUAGCCAGGUUGACUACAACUACUUUUGCGUGAACAAGAAUGGCAACGAGGGGUUCAGCGAGGUGUUGAAGCACGCGAGCGAGCAGGUUGAUGGCUGGGGCCAGUUUUGCGGGCUGGGGCUUACGGGGGGUAGGUUUGAGACGCCGACUGUUGAUGAGGGGCCUGAUGAUGAGUGA
Colletotrichum phormii is the source of this 942-nucleotide messenger RNA. RefSeq names its product endo alpha-1,4 polygalactosaminidase precursor. The record is from RefSeq and is a predicted model, not a curated record. Lineage: Eukaryota; Fungi; Ascomycota; Sordariomycetes; Glomerellales; Glomerellaceae. Bases 1 to 942 code for a protein of 313 amino acids. The transcript is spliced from 3 exons.